This is a messenger RNA of Zerene cesonia (dogface butterfly), 7766 nucleotides long. Its product is annotated as dentin sialophosphoprotein-like. Lineage: Eukaryota; Metazoa; Arthropoda; Insecta; Lepidoptera; Pieridae. The record is from RefSeq and is a predicted model, not a curated record. The coding region runs from base 503 to 4945 and encodes 1480 amino acids. Gene Ontology annotation, cellular component: nucleus. The transcript is spliced from 8 exons.
UUGUCCGGUCUCUCAUUCGACAUAAGACAAGUAAGAUGGCGGCGAUUAAUGUGAAAGGCGAAACGUUGUCGUUUUUCUGCUUGUAAAUAAGAGUAAUAGCAUUUUUAAAAGAAUCAGCGUAUCUAAAAAAGAGAGCCGACUUUGAUUCAUAGUGUGCUAAAUACGUGAAGGUUUGUGACUUAUUUUAUGACGAUAAAAGUGGUUCUUCGUUUCACAAUAGACAAAACCCGUCGUCACGAGCACUAGAAGAGUCGAGGCCAUAUUUAUGAUGUUAUCUGUUGUGUGAGCGUCCUGUGAAACCACAUUGAUAUAAUAAAUUUCAAAACUAAAGAAAUGGAGUGCAAACCAUGAAGAUAUAUUUGACGGUCAAAAUAUGAAUACAUGUGCUUGAGUGUAGUGAUAUUUUAAAAUAUAAAACAUUUACAUUGAAAGACUAUGGAUGAAAGUGUGGACUUGUAUUGAAAUAUUAAAUUAAAAACAUACUAACAACACGGAGGUGGUAAUGGAUCCAGUAGGACCAUGGUCAGCAUAUGCUUCAUACAAUCGGCUAGCUGGUGUUCAGGCUGGUGCAGCAAGUGGAGAUUUUCAUCACCACCUGGCAAGCAGUGGUACAGGCCUAGGCAGUCAAUCGGUGCCAUCAACCACAAGCCAAUUGUUACUUCAGGCAGCUCACACUACAGCAUCUCUUGCGGGGCAGUUAGGUUCAUCAACUGCAUCCCCCUUUAACCCAGGUGGCUUCCUGUCUCCCCCAGCCGUUAGCUAUGAUGCAGUAUUUUCACCAUUGUUUCAUCAUGCAAACCCUAAGCCAGCUCAUUACAGUUCUUCUCUUCAACAUCGGCAAGUCAUAGCACAAGCCCAAGCCGCAGUGGCAUCUAAACAAUCUUCCGUUGAAUCUGAACUUUCUUCAUUAAGAGAAAAUUACUCUCAUCAAGCAAUUGCUGCACAAGGGACCUCAUUUUUUGAUCAGCCUUCGACUCCAGGCAGUACUGCAGGCUUAAGUUGGCAAGGCAAUAAUCAACUACCAAGCCCUUUUGGUAUUCUGCCUCAUGAAAGUGUAGUGCCCUCAUCACCAAGUCCAGCAACAACAAAAGCAGGAGCUACAUAUGAUAAUUUUAAUGCUCAUUUUGCAGCCGCUCAAACUUUAAAUAACCACAUUAAUUCUCAAAUUUCCAAUGCUGGACAGAAACCUGCAAACAGAUCGGGAUCUCCAGCGACAGCAUCAAAACAGCCAGUUUCGUCAACAUCAUCAACAUUUUUUCAAUCCCCUUCCACUUAUGGAAAUCAAAGUGAAAAUUCAUAUAGUACAAGCAGUUCAAAAAGUGGAAUUUCAUCACAACAGGAUUAUGCGGGAAGUAAGUCUUAUUCAAGUUCUGCAAGUUCCGCUGCUCAUUCUCAGCAGUCUUGUAUUGUGUCAACUCCAACAGUAACUUCAUCCCCAACUCCUCCCAGUAAAGACUAUCGAUCCUCAUCUUCUAAUUCAACCAGACCUUCAGCCUCUAUUUAUAAUUCUCAAUCACCGAAAAGUGCCAGUAGUGAAAAAACUUCACGUCCCUCAAAUACUAGUAGUGGCUUUGUAUCUCCUACAUCCAAGCCACCCCAGGUUCAGACCAAAGCUCAAAGCAAAGUUUACCCUGAACUAAGUAGUGAACAAAGAAAAAGUUGUGAAUCAAUUGAGAAAUUACAGCCACAGUCAUCCCCCAUAAGUUAUUCCAUUAUGGAUGCGCCUGGACGGCUAGGAUUUAAUAACAGUAAUGGUAGUUCUAAGUCAAGUAGAAUAGGUAACUCCUCAUAUUCUUCCUCACAGAAUUCAAGUUUUAGGCACUAUCAAAGUGGAAAUAAUGUUGAAACUGAAUAUCAUGUUCGAGCCAAAAGCAGUUCAAGUACUGAUACUGGAUAUUCCAGUAGUAGUUCCCAAAAUGGACCUGAUUGUAGUAUAGGUGCUAAGAGACAAAGUCCUUUACAAACAGCACCACAAACUUCUCCUUUAGGCCAUAGGUCUAGUCCUGCAUACCCAGUAUAUCACAGCCCAAUGAAUUCUAUAAAUUCACCGCAACAACAUACAGAACAUUAUAGUAAAGUUAGUAAUCCUGCACCCCGUUCACCUCUAGAUGCAUCUAUUUCAAGGCCCCCAUCCCAAAAUAGUCAAGUAGCUUACCCUUCAGUUAUAACUAGAGCAUUAGGUAUUGAACAAAAUAAAUCAUACAGUGAAAGCCGUUAUGAACGUAAUCAAAGCUCCACACCUAAUUGUUGGGAGACAGACAGGCAAAGAAAAUAUACUAGUAGUAGUGGCAGCAAUAAUACCAGUAAUUCAAAUAGUUAUAGUACAUUAUCAGAGAAUAAUACUCACAAUGAAAAGUCAUCUCAAAAUUCUAGUGAUAGGUUAGGAUUAAGUGAAAAGCAUCAUUAUUUUGACAGCAAUAACGUAGCUUUACAGGAUCUUUCCAGUUGUCGUGGUGAUCCAAUGAGUAUAGUUAAAAAUUUACAAAGUUUACAACAAAGUUGUCAAGUACAAGAGUCUAAAACAAGUAAAAAUUCCACAAUUGUGCCUAAUGCUAUUCCAGCUGCUAAAGUUACCAGACGUAAGAGUACAGAAAAGCCUAUUUCACAUUCUAAUGAGCUCUCAAAUGCUGCAGUGAUGGCUGACUAUUUAGCUACUAGAAUACCACCUCCUGCUCAUAGUUCUACCACUAACCAACAACAGAAUGGCAGCUUUUUUGAUUUUGAAAGGUGGAAUCUCCCACCACCUCCCCCUAAAAUGUUUCCUGGCACAUCAGCUUUCGGUUCUCAAGCACCUUUACACGCCACAAACUUUGCUAAUCAACAUCAAGCCCUUGCAAUGCAACAUGGCCAUGCAUUAACAUACUUUCCACCCUUUCACUUAGGUCCUCAUCCUGAUUUCCAAUCCUCUGUGGAGUUAACACCUUUAUCGUCAUUUAGUGAAACUCCACCUUCGGCUUCCUCGUCAUCAUUUUCUACGCCUGAAACUCGUGAAGAGGAACAGCCUAAGGUGGUAGUACCAAAUAUAGAGGAAGAACUUGGUUUCCUUGCAGAACAACGAGCAAAUUCUUCGUCGACGGUAGCACCCUCUUCACAGCAGCAGAACCUUAACAGUACCUCACAAGACACUACUUCAAAAAUUAUGGAAAAAAAAUUCAAUGUUCCUGUCACGGGCCCGGGUUCAGGCUUCAUGGCUUCCUAUUUAAAAUUCUUACAAGGAGAACGCGACACGUCUCCUCCGCCGGCCGGCCGAGGCGCUAGAAAGUCUACUUGGUCGAGAACAAAUACCAACAGCAAUACAGUCAAUAACAAGACAUACAAUCCGAACGAUGUCACAAAAAAUCACUGCGAAACGAAUUCAACACAGCAAAGUGCUAACGGCGCUAUGGCUUCGUCGAACGCUUUAAACACAGGUAUGUCUCUAAGUAACCCUGUCAUGAGUUCAACGGCGAGUAUGAAUGCGACAGGCCUUUUGGGUGCUAAUCAGUUACACGGGGCGCAGGCGAAUCUGCUAGGGUCGCAAGCGAAAGGUGUAGAGUUGGACGACCCGAGAUAUUACCAUUUAAAUAAGGAUAGAAAAAGAAAGUACGACGGGACAGAAGAUUCCGCGUACGAGGCGGAGGAGGAGGCGAGACGGCUGAACAAGCCCGUGCUGAACGUUCCGAGCACGCCCCUGAACGAUAAGACGAAGAAGGGGCGAGCGACGGCGAUGAACAAGCCCACGCCGUCGGCCGCCAUAGCGCCUCAGCCGGCCGCGCCCAAGAAGCCGCGCCCGCCCGCGCCGCCGCCCGUGGCCUCGCUGCAGGCAGCGCCCCAACAACAAUACUAUUACCAACACCAACCCGAAGAAGUAGGUGCUCAUGCAGUCGGCUUAGGGUACGGAGUGUAUGGAUCAUCGGACAAUGACGCUAACUCGAACAGGAAAUUGCAUAACAUUAAAUCCCAUCAGCAGAUUUCUAACACGGGUCAAAUCGACAAUACGCGACCGAUUGAAGAAAUGCCUUAUCAGUCUGGAGAAUUUGUUGCGUUAAAAAAUGAGCUCAGUGAAAUGUGGCCAGCGAUAUGGAGAGUAGAUGGUAAAACUUUAUUGCAGAAAUACGAGCCUUUUGAAGAGAAUGGAAAAGUUUUAUAUAGAAAUAUAUCCACGUAUACUGUAUGGAAUCCGGAAAACAAAAAACUGUAUACUCAAGUUCAAGUUAAAAUACGUUCUCAAACACAUUUGGAAACAAUAGUUGAAUUAGUGAGAAGUGAAUUGCAGGGUGAUGACUGCCAUUUUAUAGAAAAAAGAAUGCUGGAGACACAAAUGUAUCAAGAGAAUUUUGAAGUGUAUAUACAAACGUUAAUAUCACAUGCCUUAGAUCCGAAUUUCUUAACGGAAAUAUUUCAGGAACAGGACGAGUACUUCCUCUCGAACGUGAAGACCGUAGACGAAGUGACGGAGACGAUGCGCUCGCGCGUGUCGAGCAGCGCGGGCGGCGCGGGCGGCGGCGGCGCGGCGGGCGCGCGCGCGCUCGACGCGGCCGUGGGCACGUGGCCCGGCCUCAGCGUGGCGGCGGGCGCGGGCGCGUGCCGGGCCUGCGCGCGCCCCGCCGUCGCGCGCCUGCUGCUCUACGGCCAGCCGUACAACCCGGCCACGCUCGAGCCCGUGCAGCCGGACGCUAGGCUCGCAUAUGAGAAGGAAUUCUUAGUUUGUUCUACGUGUUGCGGUCGAGUGCAAUUAUAUUCGAGGAUAUCACAUCAAAAGUACCUAAUGUACUCAGAGUGCAGUAAAAGGGUAGCAGAGAAACGGUUACAAAACCCCAACAAAGACACAACAGUUAUAUUAAAUGAGCUAUUAGCAGAUGAGCCUUGGUUAUCUCAGUUGUUCCGUGACGUACGACAUUCGUGGGCGGAGGCGGAGUCAUGGGAAAGAAAAAUACGGCAUGUUAUGUCAAGACAAAUGAUAUAACAUUGAUUAUAAUGUCGAAUCUGAAGUGUACUGUUCAAAAUACACUUUAUAUGAACAAUUUUUAUUUAAUUUUAUACCUGUGAAGUGUGUGCUGAAUGUAUCUAAUUGUUUUUUUUAUAUUUUAUAACUCACGUACAGGUUAGCAUUUAAUUAGCAUAAUAAAAUGGAAGUGGAUAAAAUCUGAUGUUUCAUCACAUUGUCAUCACAUAUUUGAAUAAUUUUUUUCUACAUUGUGAUUCUCAAACUGGCCGCUACUUAGUAUUAGUAGAUUUAGUGUCGGUGCCAUUUUGUUUACAGAACCGUUUUAUCAUUUUUAAUGAUUUGAUGCUACAGUUUUAGUUCGUUAAUGUAUUAAUAAGGAUAUUUUUAUCCGAUUUUAUACCGCGUUACCUGCGGAGGUAACUUUAAGUUUCAAAGUUGCAAUCAUAAUAUAUUCCAAUAACAGUUUUGAAACAAGCUCAAUGAGUUAAUUGAAGACUAUAUUUUCAGAUUACUUACACUGAACCUUACUCCCAUCUCAUCUUUUAUUCUGUGUGUCUGUUUGUCACUAAACUGUUUCCAAGCUGCUGGUCCGAUUUUUUUUCUAUAUGUCUUCAAGGGGAUUUGCGAACAAUACAAUUCGCAAACAAGCGAAGCCGCGGGCUAGUUUUAGAGUUAUUAAAUCAGAUGCAGAAACUUUUAUAAUAUACAAUAUUUUUUUAAAGUUCUAAUGAAAGCCGUGUAACUUUUAAAAUAAGUAAGACCCUCCCGUAAUAAUAAUACUUUCGAAUAUGUAAUUGAUUUUAUACAAUAAACUGCCAAUAGUUAUUUCAUAGUUCGCCCAAUUGAUAUAAAAAUGUCAUGUUAUAAGUAUGCUAUAAAAUAUAAUUAUAUUUUUUUUAUCUCAUGGUAUUGAUGUAACAUUAAUUUAUGAAUUCUAUAAUAAAUUACAUGUGCAUUAAAAACAUUUUGAAAUUGUAGUAUGAUGUAUACGAAACUUGCCAAUGAUUUUUUUAUUUCUCAAUAUUUGUUUUAAAUUAAUCAUCUUCUGUUAUUAUUCAAUUAAUUUAAAAAUAGUUUAAUGGUGAGGAUCACAAUUUUUUUUUAAAGUUUACAGUACAUUAGCGAACUAGGCUGGCUUUGUGUAAAUGCGAAAAUUGCAGUACAGAAAUAUAGACAUUUUAAUUAGGUCUAGCAUUCUCGCCAAAUGAAACGAAGCCUUAUAUUAAAUACGUAUUUGUAAACAGCAAUACUUGUAAAUAAAUUUGUUGUGAGUGUCCAGUGCUAUUUAAGGACGAAGUCGAUUCGGCUGUUAUAAUAUAUAAGAAUCAGAAAUAACUAGAAAAUUUAUUGAUACUUUAUUUAAUAUUGGAUAUCAACAAUCGUCUUUAUACUCUUGCCUUACGUUACUUGUGUUGUAUAUAUAGAUUUUCUCAUGCAAUAAUGUUUGCUCCGUCGUGGUUGUUCAAUACAGAAGCGGUCCUUGCUCCGAAAUCACAUUUUGAUCUAGCUUUUGUAUUCAAUUUAUUAAUCAAGCCCUCGUCGGUUUAAUAAAAUAUAAUUAGCGUUAAUAAUUUCAUCACAAAUAUACUAACGAUAUCUAUAUAAUUUAUAUAGUAUUUUAAAUAUUUACUUCUAUACUUCCAUCGAUCAUAUAUUAUGUUACAUUGCCGGUCAAAAUCACUUUUGAGAGCAAGAAUCAGACAAAAAUGUUUUUGAUGGACGUCCUUGGGCGAGAACAUUUUUGACUGAUUUAUGCAGUCAAGUGGUUUAACUAAGUACAUUGGUCAAUAUCACUUUAAACAUUAAAAGAAAAUAAAAAAAGGAUCAAAUAAUUCAUAUGAAAUUUCACCAUGAACGUUUAACAUGCGGGUUAUUGUAUAAAUACAUAAUUGGUUUCUGUUUGAGUGGGCAACGCCCGAAAGUCAGUCGCCGGCAGCAGCCGUGGCACGCUGACUUCCCUCGCUCGGCACGAGCGUUAACUCAUAGAUAACCUUCGUACCUAACACUCUCGUCGCUCCUAGCUAACACAUUUUUAAACUAAAGACUAUGUAGAUCCUGUGUGAGUUCGCUUGUUCUUUCUUUGCCUUUGAGGUCAAAAUGUUUUUGAAAUAUGCCACGGUCAAAAACAUCUUUACUGAUUUUUCAAUCAAGAGUGGUUUUGAUGGGCAAUGAGAUUGACUGUGGCAUAAUAUAUAAUGGUGAACCAUAUAAAGCGACAAAAAUAAAACCUCAAUGUUAAUUUCUUCAGUCUUCCAAGUACCAUAUAUCGUGAUCAUUGUGUGUAAAUUUUGUUAGUCAUUUAAUACCAGAUAACAUGAGCGCAAUAAUAACUACAUUACGAUUGUAGUGUUUUGGCCUAAUAUAUAAGUAUUACUCAACAUGGUUUAUUGAUACACUUUUACAAAGAACAUUCAAACAUUUAUACUUAAAAAGGAAUGAAAUCAAUAAGUUGUCGACAAAAAUAAAAAGUUGGAAAUAAUCAGUAUUGUUAAAUGUUUUGCUUCUUUAAUAUUGUGAUAAAACUAUGGAUUUUAUAAGACAUUCCUAAUGCCAGAAGAAACUUGUAUCAACUAAUGUGUCUGAUGAGCAAUAUAUAAGCGCUGACAUAUUACUAUGCCAGCCCGUCAAAAUGUGACUGAUUGUAGAAUGUUCAAUUCUUAGUUUUUACUUAAAACUUUAUACUAUAAUCGAACAAAUGAAUGCGAUAUUACCUAUACCUUUAUGUUUAAAUUUAGUUAAGUAGACGAUAAUUUGUAUAAUUCCAUUGGGUUGUAUAGGUUUAAUAAAGUCUCUACACUGAUGUAAGCAUAUAAUAUUAUAGUUUAUACGCAGAGAUAGA